AUGUUCGGCGCGUUCCGCCCCUCGAGCGUGUCCCUUGGUGGCCUUCUGUGGAAGAGCCCCUACCGCCUCUCGCCUACCCGCAAGGCCAACCUCCGCAAGCGUCUGCGCCGUGUGGACGACGUUAUUGCCGCUGUCGCCGAGUCCGGCGUCGAGCUCAAGAGCCUUAACAAGGCCCUGGCCCUGCCAAAGGAGAACGAGAUGAAGCCAAGGGACAAGUACACCACCUUCGACCCCAAGGCUUCAGCGCGUAACUACCGCAAGAGUGUGCACUUUGUUCCCAAGUGGACCAAGUUGACAUUACGCGAGAACCCCAAGGGUUUCUAG
Molecule: messenger RNA, 324 nt
Organism: Apiotrichum porosum
Lineage: Eukaryota; Fungi; Basidiomycota; Tremellomycetes; Trichosporonales; Trichosporonaceae
Exons: 3
Coding region: 1-324 (107 amino acids)
Cellular component (GO): mitochondrial large ribosomal subunit
Molecular function (GO): structural constituent of ribosome
Source: RefSeq, a predicted model, not a curated record